GCAUAAUAGUCAGAAGGCACGUUGCAGAUUUCAGAACCGGCUUUCAGCAGUUGUUUUCAGCAGAUCCCUUUUCUUUUAAUUCACAAAACGCGUGUAUUUAAGUUGGUUACAAAUUAUGGGAAAACCAAGAAAAACAAAAAAGAAGUUUGACUAUGGCAAAAAUCGCAAAAGACAAUGGAAAAAAGCAAAGCAAUUGCCACGAGUUAAUUGCAAUGAAAUUAGAGGGGCUUGGGAUAGUAAAAGAUCUGUGCUUCAGAAUAUGAGUGAUAUGGGAAUCUCCUAUGAUCCUAACAAAACAAUCCCUGUUCCUAAAACAAAGACUGCUAUAAACCCAGAUGAGAUACCCAAAGAAACAUUCCAGUUAGAGGGACAACACCAGAAGAGACAAGUAGUUCAAGCUCUGGAAGAGCAGGCAUCCAUACCACAGCCCAGAAAAGUUAGGUUAUCACAACCAGAAGUUAAAUAUUGUAUUUAUAUGAUGGAAAAAUAUGGAGAGGAUUACAAGGCCAUGGCGAAGGACGAAAAAAAUUAUUACCAAGAAACGCCCAAACAAAUAAGAAGAAAGAUCAGGACAUUUAUGAGUAUUCCGGAACAAUAUAAUAUCUACCUUAAAUCAAAAUAAUUAAAAUCUGAUAUAGCAACUCAUGAUAGCUGAUGGACAAAGGAAAAGAUAAAUGGGGAUUACUGGCUUCAUCAUCAGAAAUAAAACUUUUUUAAUGUGUAAUGUA
Messenger RNA from Lingula anatina, 728 nucleotides. RefSeq names its product nucleolar protein 16. Gene Ontology annotation, biological process: ribosomal large subunit biogenesis. The record is from RefSeq and is a predicted model, not a curated record. Lineage: Eukaryota; Metazoa; Brachiopoda; Lingulata; Lingulida; Lingulidae. Gene Ontology annotation, cellular component: nucleolus.